AUGGGCGUUCAUCGAGGCUGCUGGAGCGACUCCCUGUGGUGGCCGCCGCUGCUGCUGCUGUUCUGCAACGCCCACAUCACUACAGGACGACCCUUUGGGUUCCCCACGCCCUCUGUGAACGUGGCCGUGGUGUUCAGCGGUCCAGCCUACCAGACCGAGAUUAAGGGGCGUCUGAGUAGGGAAAACUUCAUUGACCUGCCCCUGGAGGUGAACCCCAUCACUGUGCUGGUCAACAACACCAACCCACGUGCGCUGCUCACACGCAUCUGCGACACGCUCUCCACCAACCGCGUCCAUGGCGUGGUGUUCGAGGACAACGUUGGCUCCGAGGCCGUGGCUCAGAUCUUGGACUUCAUUUCCACUCAGACUGCCGUGCCGAUUGUUGGAAUUAGUGGAGGAUCUGCCGUUGUCCUGCCAUACAAGGGUGAAGGCUCCAACUUCCUCCAGCUGGGCUCCUCCAUCGAGCAGCAGAUCAACGGUAUGUUCAAGGUGAUGGAGGAGUACAACUGGGACAGCUUCGUGGUGGUGACCAGCAUGUACCCCGGCUACGAGACCUACGUGGAUUACAUCAAGUCCUUCACUGACACCAGCUACUUCAUGUGGGACCUUCAGGACGUUCUGACCUUCGAGAUGUCUGCCGACAGCACCAACGACAUCCGAGCGCGCAGACUGCUGCAACAGAUCGAUGCCCAGGUGAUCCUGGUCUACUGCUCCCACGAGGAGGCCCAGUACCUGUUCUCCUUAGCCUCCGAGGUGGGGCUCGUGGGGCCAGGCUACAUCUGGAUUAUUCCCAGUAUGGCUGUGGGGAACCCUGAUAUCCCCCCACCUGACAGCUUCCCCGUGGGGCUCAUCAGCAUCAUCACGGACCGCUGGAGGAUGAGUCUGAGGAAAAGGGUGCGGGACGGGGUGGCCAUUGUGGUGAAAGGGGUCCAGAGCUUCCGGAAAGAAAGAGGAUUCAUUCCUGAAGGCCACAGCGACUGUCACAACCCCGUCAAGCCGUCAGUCAUCAACGACACACUGUUCAGGCACAUGCUGAACGUAACAUGGGAACACAACGACUUCUCCUUCAACAGCAACGGAUACCUGGUGAAUCCGGCCAUGAUCAUAAUCACUCUGGACAGAGAGAGGCAGUGGGACAAGGUGGGGACCUAUGAGGUGGGCAUCCUGCAGAUGAGAUACCCUGUGUGGCCGCGGUUCGGCUCCUACCUGGAGCCGGUGUCGGAUUACAGGCAUCUGACCGUCGCCACCCUGGAGGAGCGACCCUUCGUCAUCGUGGAGGCGGUGGACCCUGCCACGGGUACUUGUGUGAGCAACACCGUACCCUGCCGACGGCAGUCCAACAAGACGGAGACCAUCGUCGGUCACACCGAGCCCUACACCAAACUCUGCUGCAAAGGCUUCUGCAUCGACAUCCUGAAGAAGCUGGCCCGCACCAUCAAGUUCUCCUACGACCUCUACCUGGUCACCAACGGCAAGCACGGCAAGCUGGUGCGGGGAAUCUGGAACGGAAUGAUCGGAGAGGUGUUCUACAAGCGGGCUGACAUGGCCAUCGGGUCUCUGACCAUCAACGAAGAGCGCUCAGAGAUCAUCGACUUCUCAGUGCCCUUUGUGGAGACCGGCAUCAGUGUGAUGGUGGCCAGGAGCAACGGGACCGUGUCUCCGUCUGCGUUUUUAGAACCGUACAGUCCAGCGGUGUGGGUGAUGAUGUUCGUCAUGUGCCUGACAGUCGUGGCCAUCACAGUCUUUGUCUUUGAAUACUGCAGUCCGGUUGGGUACAACCGCAGCCUGGUCACCGCCAAAGAUCCUGGGGGGCCAACCUUCACUAUCGGGAAGUCGGUGUGGUUGCUGUGGGGAAUCGUCUUCAACAACUCCGUUCCCAUCGAAAACCCGAAGGGCACCACGAGUAAGAUCAUGGUUCUGGUUUGGGCGUUCUUUGCCGUCAUCUUCUUGGCGUCCUACACGGCCAACCUGGCCGCCUUCAUGAUCCAGGAGCAAUACAUCGACACCGUGUCCGGACUGAGCGACAAAAAGUUUCAGAAGCCGCAGGAGCAGUACCCGCCAUUCCGCUUCGGGACCGUCCCAAACGGCAGCACGGAGCGCAACAUUCGGAGCAACUAUCCGGAGAUGCACGCCCACAUGGUCAAAUACAACCAAAAGGGGGUGGAGGACGCCCUCAACAGCCUCAAAACCGGGAAACUGGACGCCUUCAUCUACGACGCCGCCGUGCUGAACUACAUGGCCGGGAAAGACGAAGGCUGCAAGCUAGUGACCAUUGGCAGCGGGAAAGUGUUCGCCACCACCGGUUACGGCAUCGCCCUGCAGAAGGACUCCAGCUGGAAGAGGCCCAUCGACCUGGCUCUGCUGCAGUUCCUCGCAGACGGCGACACACAGAAGCUGCAGACCGUCUGGCUCACGGGAAUCUGCCGCAACGAGAAGAAAGAGGUCAUGAGCAGCAAGCUGGACAUCGACAACAUGGCGGGAGUCUUCUACAUGCUGCUGGUGGCCAUGGGCCUGAGCCUGCUGGUGUUCGCCUGGGAACAUCUGCUCUACUGGAAACUUCGCCAUUCUGACCGCAAAUCCGAGCGCCUGGACUUCCUCCUCGCCAUCAGCAGAGGCAUCUACAGCUGCUUCAACGGCGUGGAGCACGCCGACCGCAGCGUGAGCAUGCAGAGCCCGGACGUCACCACCAACUACACGCAGGCCAACAUGCUGAAGAUGCUGAAGACGGCCAAGGACAUGGUGUCGUCCGCGCGGGUGGACAACUCCCUGGACAGCGCCACCAAAACCAUCGAGAACUGGAGCAGGCGCGGCGCCGACAACAUGCGGGCAAGCCUGCCCCCCAGGGUCGCAACCACUGACAUGAGCCAUCUGGCCUACAUGCCCAGCAUCACCGACAACCACUCGCCGUACCCCCAGAGGGCCAUCAACCCCAACUUCCCGGUUCAUUACGGGGACAGCUGCACCCAGCCGCUCCUGGAAAAGCCCAAAGUGGUGACCCGGCCCACGCCGCUGCGAUACACGCUGCCCGCCCGCAACAGUCAGCACGUCCUGGAGAGAACUCUGCCCAUCUCCAGCCUCAGCAGCCCCCACAUAGCCAUGAGGGACCCCGCUUCUUCAGGGACACCAAACCUACACCACCCUGGCAGGGUGUACGUGGAGAACCAAACACGGCCCCCCAUGUCCCCCUAUCUUCCUUACAGGAACUUGCAGGUGCCCGAGGUCUACGUGGAGCACAGGGGGCCUCUAAGGAGGAAGUUCAGCUACCCCCCCGACUGCGUGAGCCGCAGGAGGAGGUCCUUCAGUUGCCUGUUUGACGCCCCCGACCCCCGACUGCGAUCAGACUACGACCAGCCGCGGCCGGGCUUCGCAGAGUUGAGGCCCAACCACCUGCUGAACAACCACCCCCCCGACCCCGGCCUGACCUGCGCUGCUGCUCACUACGCCAGGGGCAGCCCCAGCUGCAACUCCUGCAUGAAGUCCUACCUGGAGCCCGAAACGGAUGACAUUCCACUCCUGGGGAAGGACAAACUGAACCGCCGCGCCUCCUUCCUCCAAGCCACCUGGGGCAACGACAGAGUCCGGCAGGUGGAUGAAACCAAGCCCUCCACGUCUCCCUCCGCCCGAGCAGACAUGCCCGACCUGUUUCCCCGCUUGGCGGGGCCCAACCCAAAGCCUCACAAGUUAUAUGGCAGUCUGGGGCACAACCUGUCCUGCUACCCCGUGGCGGCAGAGCCGGCCUACUUGGACCCCGCCCACAUGGGGUCUUACCCCUACAAGCAAAAGCUCCAGUUCUCCGAUUCCACCCGGCUGCCCUCCUACCGGGAAGCUAUUCUGCAAAACGCCGCUGCUCUGCGCCGCUCGUCCUCCACGGUGGUGCACAGACAUUACUCCACCUACCUGAACUCGUACACGGACUUACCGGUGUACGUGGGGCCGCUGGCACAGGGCCCUUCCCAGUUCUACAACACCCCCAAGGACGUGUGCCACCUGUUUCCCUGCAACAGCCACUAUUCGGACAGCGCCUCCAUGCUGCCCCGCAUGGGCGACAGGCCGCUGGUUUACCACAACAGCAUGUUUGGGACCUGCGACGCCGCCAAGAGGGAGGAGCUGGGCUCUGUGGGCAGGGAGCGCAGGCCGGUGCUGGUGGCACGUCCCUAUGUGCCAAAACCCUGGGGCAGGGUGUCCAGCCUCGAGUCUGAGGUCUGAAGCGCCGCUCUCAGCAGGGGGGUGUGGCCUCUGCUACUGCAAAAAUGAAACUGAGCACCGACCGUGUAUUUGAGAAUGUUUACUCUCAAUUAUCAGUGCAAUAAUAUUUUGAGAAGCAUUGAAGAAUGGACAGAGACUUUGUACGCCAAAAUCACUAUACGACUGAAAUGUUCAAUAUUUAAUAUAUAGAUAUUUAUCUUGUUGAUGGUUAUUUAAAGGAUUUUUAAAGCUGUGCUACAAACGUGAAUGACACAUGAUACUGUAGGUGGAUUUUAUCCAAACAUUUUUAACCCUCAGUGUUUCCGUUUCAUCAUCGAACGAUGAGAGCAGUUUGUGGUUGAAGCGCCGGUUGGUCUUCCACACAUUUUCUUUGGGUUCACUGUUGUUUUGAGACGUUCUGGUCAUUUAUGUAACAUCACUGCACUUUGGAAGAAAAAAAAGAGAAGAGGAAAAAUUCAUCAGAUGUAUUUCCACUGUUAAAGAAAGAGUUACCCUUUAAUAAAUAAGAGGCAGCUGCAGAGGCCUGCUGGAAUCUUCUUUGCCGACGUGAUUCGGACUUUUUCUGUUGCAAACUGUUUUAUUAGUUUUAUCACAAAGAAUUGAUCACAAACGCACAAUCCUCACACAGACAAAGAUUUAGAAUAUCUUUAAACUUGGUUUGUAUUGAUCUUAAAAAAAAAAA
Oryzias latipes (Japanese medaka) is the source of this 4888-nucleotide messenger RNA. The record is from RefSeq and is a predicted model, not a curated record. NCBI's taxonomy places the organism in Eukaryota, Metazoa, Chordata, Actinopteri, Beloniformes, Adrianichthyidae.